Messenger RNA from Vigna radiata var. radiata (mung bean), 1088 nucleotides. Its product is annotated as reticulon-like protein B6. NCBI's taxonomy places the organism in Eukaryota, Viridiplantae, Streptophyta, Magnoliopsida, Fabales, Fabaceae. The transcript has 5 exons. The record is from RefSeq and is a predicted model, not a curated record. The coding region runs from base 1 to 720 and encodes 239 amino acids.
AUGGAUGUUGCAGACUCGGAUUUCCUCAGUAACAAAGAAUUCGAUGAUGAAGACUCUGAAUUUGAGACUGAUUUGGAGAGAUAUUUUGUGUUCUCCACUGCCAAGAACAGAUUCUUUGGCAGGAAAAUACCUCUUCGUGUUACCCUAGGCUCUGGACUGAUCGCUGAUCUUAUACUCUGGAGGAACAAGAAGAUCUCAUUAAGCGUUCUUGUUGGUGUAACUUUCAUAUGGUUGCUUUUUAAAAGGAUGAAUUACACCGUGAUUAGUUUCAUUUGUGACUCUCUCAUACUUCUAAUGGCAAUGUUAUUCCUACGGAGCCUUUUAACAUCCUUCAUUCGCAUAUUACCACCACUUGAAUUAUCAUCAUUCCUCUUACCCAAAGGACUGUUUGUCAGUACAGCUAUUUCGGUGACACGUAUACUUAAUAAUCUACUCAUAACAUUUGGUGUCAUAGCUUCCGGACAAGAUUUGAAGAAAUUUCUCUUGGUCACAGGGACAUUAGGAGCUAUCUCAUUUCUUGACUAUCGGUACCCUGCUGCAACUCUAAUCUACAUAGCAUCCGUGAUAUUGCUGAUAGUUCCAGUGGUAUAUGAAAAACAUGGGGAUAUUAUUGACAUCCUUGCUGAGAGGGUCCUGUUUGAGUUGAAUAAUCUAUAUGAAAAUUUGAUGAUGAAGAUUUUCGGGAAAUCGCAAUCCUCGCAAGAGUACAUUCAGGAUUAGAAGUAAUGAAAUUCCUUUUCAUGCCAUGGCAUUGAUUAACUAUGUACAAACUUGUGGUUAACACGUAUUAUGUGAUUAACAGAAAUAUAAUGGGGGGAAUAUAAUUUGAUUAUUGAUCUUUAGAAAUCCAUUAUUAUUGCUACCAAAAAAACUUGUGCAGGGUUAACCAUUUAGUGUGCAAGAACCAUUUUCCAUACUCGAUUGCUAUUGGUUACUGAUACAGGCUUUCGUAACCAUGUGCAUCAUCAUAGUAUAUUUUCUUUUGGUGUACUAUUUGAUCGCCCUUGGCCUCUUGCAUUCAGAAUAGGUCCAAUUUAGUGUCAGUCAUUUGCUUGGCGUUUGCUUUGUUUCAAAAUUCAUUGGAAACU